AUGGCUCAAUACAAGGUUGAAAAACCUCAAUCCAAGUUGGCACUAGAUGAGGUCAAGCCACCAUUUGCACAUGCUGCAGACAUUGAACUCAACCCUUGUGAUGUUCCUGUUGAUGCUGUACUAAUUCACAUGACAUCAGGAGGGUCAGUCCCUCAUGGCUACAGUACUGAUGAUUCUGGCAAUCUGCUAGCUUGCAACAAGGCAGAAAGUUAUAACCAAGAGCUCGCAGCUUCCGCCACUGAAGGUGAUGAGGAGAUUUUUGGUUGUGGAAAGGUAGUCUACCUCCAUUUGCUUCUACAUCAGACUUUGUCUGAUGUAGCCCCUAUUCCUUCUGGACCUCCAGACCUUCUGUCUUCUGUACCUCUGGAUGUCCUGUCCCUCAUACCUCCAGGCAUCCUGUCCUUUGGACGUCCCGCCCUCCGUACCUUUGAACGUCCCACCCUCUGUACCUUCAGACAUCCCACCCUCCAUACCUUCAGACACUCCAUCCUCCAUACCUCCAUGUCCUGUCCUCCGGACCUCUGGACCCCCAGACAUCCUGUCCUCUCCACCAGAGUAGCCAGCCUCUGGAAGUCCUCUGGACUUCAUCAGACCAUCAUCGGACUUCCUCUGAAAUGA
Molecule: messenger RNA, 618 nt
Organism: Suillus subaureus
Lineage: Eukaryota; Fungi; Basidiomycota; Agaricomycetes; Boletales; Suillaceae
Exons: 2
Coding region: 1-618 (205 amino acids)
Source: RefSeq, a predicted model, not a curated record